This is a messenger RNA of Alternaria atra, 1164 nucleotides long. RefSeq lists its product as uncharacterized. NCBI's taxonomy places the organism in Eukaryota, Fungi, Ascomycota, Dothideomycetes, Pleosporales, Pleosporaceae. Gene Ontology annotation, molecular function: GTPase activity. Gene Ontology annotation, cellular component: cytoplasm. The coding region runs from base 1 to 1164 and encodes 387 amino acids. The record is from RefSeq and is a predicted model, not a curated record. The transcript has 3 exons.
AUGCCUUUUGCACAACUGGUUAUAGGGCCGCCGGGCUCUGGAAAGUCGACAUACUGCGAUGGCAUGCAACAGUUCAUGGGCGCAAUCGAGCGCAAGUGUUCUGUUGUCAACCUCGACCCCGCCAACGAUCACACCUCAUACCAGCCCGCCGUAGACGUCAGAGACCUGGUCACGAUAGAUGAGAUUAUGGAGCAAGAGACUUUGGGUCCGAAUGGUGGGGUUCUGUUUGCACUCGAGGAACUGGAGCACAACUUCGACUGGCUAGAGGAGGGCUUGAAAGAACUUGGAGAUGACUACAUCCUCUUCGACUGUCCCGGCCAAGUUGAACUCUUUACGCACCAUGGCUCGCUGCGGAACAUCUUCUUCCGCCUACAAAAACUUGGGUAUCGACUCGUCGUCGUACACUUGACCGACUCCAUCGUACUCUCGCGACCAUCGCUAUACGUUUCCUCUCUUUUGCUCGCCCUGCGCAGCAUGCUACAGAUGGACCUGCCUCAUCUCAACGUCCUCACAAAGAUCGACAACCUCCGGAAUUACCCCAACCUGCCCUUCAACCUAGACUUUUAUACCGAAGUCCAAGACUUACAAUACCUAUUGCCGCACCUCAACCGCGAACAGACGUCCGGUAUCCCAGGCCCCACAACGGCUGGCGCAAACGAGGACGUAGAUCUGGAUGAUGACGAGCCAACGUCAAAGUUCUCUGCAUUGAACAAAGCAAUCGUGGAACUUGUUGAGGACUUUGCGCUGGUAGGGUUCGAGACACUGGCAGUUGAGGAUAAAAAGAGCAUGAUGACGCUAUUACGAGCUAUCGACCGCGCGGGUGGCUUUGCAAUGGGUGGAAUAGAAGGUGCAAACGACACAGUCUGGCAGAUGGCUAUGCGCGAGAACGGAGCGACUAUGGACGCUCGGGACGUGCAGGAGAGGUGGUUGGACAGGCGGGAUGAGCUAGAUGAAGAAGAGAGGAAAGCAUGGGAGGACGAGACCAAGGACAUGCGCGAUCCACCACCACAGAACGCUCCUCAGAUAAUCCCCACAUCGAAGCCUCCAGCGAAGCCUCCAACAAAGCCCGAAAACCAAGACAGUGACGACGAUAUGGACGACCUGGAGGAGAUGCGACAGUUCAUGGAGAAGAAGGAUACCGGCAUCAAUAUAGUCAAAAAGUGA